This is a messenger RNA of Drosophila serrata, 2967 nucleotides long. RefSeq names its product protein tyrosine phosphatase 36E (gene Ptp36E). NCBI's taxonomy places the organism in Eukaryota, Metazoa, Arthropoda, Insecta, Diptera, Drosophilidae. The record is from RefSeq and is a predicted model, not a curated record. Gene Ontology annotation, biological process: protein dephosphorylation. Gene Ontology annotation, molecular function: protein tyrosine phosphatase activity.
UUUCGCCACAGCAACGAGGAAAAUCGCCUCGUUGUGUUUUAUUGUGAAUGUGAAUGGCAGCGAGAGAACGAGACGGAGGAAGGAAAAACCAGCAGAAUAUACGAAGAAUAUACACAGAAUAUACACGAAAUUCUUUUUAUAACGAAACCACACCAAAACGCGCAUCGCAACGCACAUAGAGCCCAAGAAAAAAGGUGAACAAAUUAGCUAACAAAACUAGCAACCAUUACUAACCCCCAAGUUUUGCUGGAAUGCCACUAAUGUACUAACCCGAAGCGAGAGAAAAUAAUAAGAAAAAGUCAGGGAAAUAAUGUUCAAAAUGCAGAGGCAAGUGGACUAAUCGACACACUACUUCCUCCUCUAUACACGAAUCGAAAAACAACAACGACGACGACACUUUCUGGCAUCGUGAUUUGAUGAUGACAACGCAGCAGCAGAAGCAGCAACAGCAGCUUGUGGGAAAGUUAGCAGCAGCAGAGGCGGAAAACGAGGGAAACACAGCGGGAGGAGGUGCAAAAAUGACGGCGGCGACCUCUGGGGGCGGCAGCUCGGCAUCGGCCGGCGGAAAAGCUGGUGGUGGAAAGCACAGGUCGAGGUCAUCUGCCCGAUACGACGAUGUGGAGAAACAGCAGCGCAAGAGCCGAGCCAUCGUCUCCAUCCCGAACACCAUCAAGCUGAGCAUGCUCAACAGCGGCCUGCUCUCCUUCGAUCGCAUCAAGUUGGAGGCCCGGGACGAGAACAACUCCCUGUCCAAGACGAUACCCAUGGGGCCCAUCGACAUCAGGCACUUCCUCAAGCUCUGCGACCUGAGGAGAAAGUUCCCGGUGCUCUACAAACUGGAGUUUCAGACUGCCGCCAAGGUGGAGACGAACACCUGUCGGCAUGCCAUGAAGAAGAACAACCAGGAGAAGAACCAAAACCCCAAGUGCAUUCCCUACGACUACAAUCGCGUUGUCCUGGAGAAGAUCGGUGGGCUGCAGGACUCGGACUACGUGAAUGCCUCCUACGUUGACAGCUUACUCAAGCCGAAUGCCUACAUUGUGACCCAGGGACCAGUGGAGGAGACCGUUCAGGCCUACUGGCGUAUGGUGUGGCAGGAGAACAUCAGCGCCAUCGUAAUGCUGACGAAGACCUUCGACUUUGCCAAGGUGAUGUGCCACCAGUACUGGCCACCGAACAUGGAGGUCCACGAGCAGUACGGCGACAUCUACAUAAACAUCGUGAGGGAGGAGCAAUUGGCCAACUUCCAUAUAAGGACUUUCAGGCUGUACAAGAUGAACGAGAAACAGGAGGUCACCGACGAGCGCCUGAUCUUGCAGUUCCACUACACCGAGUGGUACUCCCACUCGUGUCCUUUCUCCAAUGCCCUUUUGGAGUUCCGUCGGAGGGUCCGCUUGGUGGUGGGUAACAUCAUCAAGGACGGCGACGACAUGCGCGGCCCAAUCCUGGUGCACUGCAGCGAUGGCGGUGGCAGGUCCGGCGUCUAUAUGUCUAUCGAUGCCAACCUGGAACUGGCCGAGGAAGAGGAGUGCUUUAAUGUCUUUGGCUACCUCAAAAAGCUGCGGCAGUCACGGAAGGGCCUUGUGGAAAACGUGGAACAGUACAAGUUCAUCUACGACACUUUGGAGGAGCACAUCAUCUGCGGCAAAACCUGGUUUCCCGUCUCUGAGCUAUCGGAUCGGCUGAAGGCCAAGGCCAGGCGCAACUCGGGCACCAAGAUGAACGAGUACCAGGCGGAGUACGAUCAGAUCUGCAAGCAGACCCCGCGGUUCACCAUCGGCGACUGUGCAGGCGGUCAUCGAGCGGAUAAUCGGGAGAAGAACCGGGACGUCCUGUGCGUGCCGCCGGAUAAUUUCAGACCCUACCUGACCUCCUUCCAGGGCAAUGCCUUCACGGACUAUAUAAACUCGGUGUUCGUAGACGGUUACACGAAGCCCCGGGAGUAUAUAGUGACGGAGUGGCCUAUGAAGCACACGCUGGGUGAAUUUUGGUCCCUGGUCUAUGACCAGGAGUGCUCCGCAGUGGUGGUCCUGUGCCAGCCACCGUCGCAGUCGCAACAAUAUCCCUCCUUCUGGCCGAACAAGUCAAAGAUGGAGAAGUACGGCCCUGUCUUCUCCGUGCACUAUGUGAUGUCCAAGAGCUACACGAACAUCAAGCAGUGGGAGUUCAAGAUCAACAAGAAGAUCGUCUCGCUGACAGAGAUGAUGGCCGGCGUAAAGGCGCCCACGAGAACCGUCCAACUGUUCCAGUUGACGUGCUGGCCCAUGGGCCACAAGGUGCCCAGCUCUACGAACUCGCUGGUCUACCUAAUGAACAUGGUGGAGAUUUGGCGGAACAAGGUCGACUACGGACCCGUGUGCGUUGUCUCGCCCGAUGGUCGCAGUCGGGCCGGUGUUUACUGUGCCGCGAAUGCGUGCAUCGAGCAGGUCAUCCAACACGGCGAGGUCGAUGUCUUCCAGGCGGUAAAGACGGUGCGCCGCCAUCGUCCGCAGCUGGUGGAGAACAUGACCGAGUACAAGUACUGCUACGACCUGGUCCUGCACUACGUCCUGCACUUCCUCAACAAAAAGGAGUGAGUGAGGCUGUCGGCCACUACUAUUUUUUUGGAUGCCCUGGAAAGGUGCUUUAAUGGUUAACAGAAGACGAUACAAAACGAUACUUGUGGUCCAUAUAUUUGAAGCCUGGGUUCUCUUUUUAAAAUCCUAGGAGCAACACACACACGCCGCCUUAAAGCAAUAAUACUGAGUAUUUUUGUUGUCCACAAAGAGGUAAAAGGAAGAGAGAGCAAGUGCGUCAAGGAAGGGAUACAUUUUUGUUAUGAGCGUAGAAAUAUAAUUUCACGCGCCAGUUUUUAAACUUGUUUUAUGACCACGAAACAUGAUACUACUACCUACGGGUAUAUAUAUGCUAUAUAUAUACCCCGUAUAAGCUUUUUGAUCUGAAAUGUAUGUGCCAUUUGUAACCCUA